Messenger RNA from Periophthalmus magnuspinnatus, 570 nucleotides. RefSeq names its product fibroblast growth factor 9 (gene fgf9). Gene Ontology annotation, molecular function: growth factor activity; fibroblast growth factor receptor binding. Gene Ontology annotation, cellular component: cytoplasm. The coding region runs from base 1 to 570 and encodes 189 amino acids. The record is from RefSeq and is a predicted model, not a curated record. Gene Ontology annotation, biological process: regulation of cell migration; animal organ morphogenesis; fibroblast growth factor receptor signaling pathway. The transcript is spliced from 4 exons. NCBI's taxonomy places the organism in Eukaryota, Metazoa, Chordata, Actinopteri, Gobiiformes, Gobiidae.
AUGGAUGUGUUUGGGAUACUGCUACUGCUGCUGUCUGGUUUCGGAGCGUGUGAUUGGUCGGUCGGCGCCCAGAAACAGGAAGUUGGCACAAGGCGUGAGGUGAAGCCCAAAGGACUGUUGAGCCAGCACGCAAGUGAGGUUUUAGCCAGAAGAGAUCCUGUCCCUUUGUGGAACAGUGGCGCCCUCCAGAGGAAGCUGCUGUACUGCCGCGUGGGGAUAGGCUUCCACCUGCAGAUCCUGUCCGGAGGAGUGAUCCGCGGAGUGCACAGUCCUAAUGAGUCCUGCUGGUUGAAGGUGUUCUCCAUGAGGCAGGGAGUGGUGGGCAUCCAGGGGGAGAAGAGCCAACUGUACUUGUGCAUGAAUGAGAAAGGACUGGUCUAUGCAGCGGAGAGGUUCAUGGAUGAGUGUCACCUUAAGGAGACUCUGCUGGAGAACCACUAUAACACAUACUCCUCCGAACGCUACCCCGGACUGUACCUAGGCCUGUCCCACCGUGGCCACGUUAAGAGGGCGACCAGAGUCAGCCCCAACCAGGCCUGUGCACACUUCUUACCCAGGAGCACACUCUGA